AAUCUCUUGAAUAUGGGAAUAUGCGAUAAUAAAUACCAAAGUAUCAUUGACUUUGUUUCUCUCCCCUUCAUUUAAUUUGCUCAUCUUAUGUCCAUGAUCUUUAAUAUUGAAUCCUCAUCAAGCCUCUUAAACAUGGAGGAAACAAGCACAAUAGAAAAGUCGCAUUCAGGUUAUGAUAGGAUGAGUGAAGUGAAGGCAUUUGAUGAUACAAAACUUGGUGUCCAAGGCCUAAUAGAAAAUCGGGUUACAAAAGUUCCACCUAUAUUCCAUUGCAAUGAACCUGAGUCAAAUAGUAGCAGUAAACCAAAAUCAAAGUUCAGCAUCCCCAUAAUAGAUAUCAAUAGUGGUAUUAUUGGCGAUGAUGUUGUGGAGAAGGUUAAGGAUGCUUGUGAGAAUUGGGGGUUCUUUCAGAUCAUAAACCAUGGCAUCCCAGUUCAUGUGUUGGAUGACAUGAUUAAUGGAACUCGCAUGUUCCAUGAGCAAGAUCCUGAGGUCAGAAAACGCUACUACACACGGGAUCUUUCCAAGAAGGUUCUUUAUGUUUCCAAUUUCAGUCUAUUUCAGGAACCUUAUGUUAAUUGGAGGGACUCACUUGGAAUUUCCAUGGCACCUAAUCCUCCUAAAGAUGAAGAAUUACCUCAAGUUUGCAGGGACAUUGUGAUUGAAUACUCAAAGAAAGUAAAGUCAUUUGCUUCUACUUUGUUAGAGUUAGUAUCAGAAGCACUUGGACUUAACCGAAAUCACCUUCAAGAAAUGGGAUAUGGUGAUGGUUUCGUUGUUCUGUGUCACUAUUACCCUGUAUGCCCUCAGCCAGAGUUAACGAUGGGAAAUAGCAAGCACACUGACAAUGACUUAAUCACAAUAUUAUUGCAAGACCAAAUUGGUGGCCUCCAAAUUCUACAUCAAAAUCAAUGGAUUGAUGUGCCUCCCAUCCAUGGUGCACUUGUUGUCAACAUUGGGGAUCUUCUUCAGCUUCUUUCUAAUGACAAGUUCAUUAGUGUUCAACACAGAGUCAUAGCAAAGAACAUAGGACCAAGAAUAUCAGUUGCAACCUUAUUUAGGACAGAUGAUGAAGCAGGAAAUAAGACAUCAAAAGUGUUUAGUCCAAUAAAAGAACUGUUAUCUGAGGAAAAUCCACCUAUUUAUAGAGACACAACUUUGGCAGAGUACACAGCACAUUUUUAUGCAAAGGGCAUUGGAACUUCAACACUCUCACACUUCAAGUUGUGAUUAUUAUGAACAACAAACAAUUGAAUCAUCUUGUGUUCUACUGAACCAACCAAAACAUAAUUAAACUAUAUAUGUUCUUUAAAUUCAAUGGAUAAGGAGCGAAUUGUCCGCUUCUAUCUCCUAUACCAAUAGAAAGUAUGCUGUUGCGUAAAUCAAACAGAUACACAACAUUGUUAUUCUAUAAUAAUCUUUAAAAAUUAUAUAAUCUCCUCUACGUAAUUAUA
This is a messenger RNA of Arachis duranensis, 1454 nucleotides long. Its product is annotated as 1-aminocyclopropane-1-carboxylate oxidase homolog 1. The record is from RefSeq and is a predicted model, not a curated record. Lineage: Eukaryota; Viridiplantae; Streptophyta; Magnoliopsida; Fabales; Fabaceae. The transcript is spliced from 3 exons. The coding region runs from base 88 to 1230 and encodes 380 amino acids.